UUUUUCCUCUACUUUACUCUCGGGGCAUAUCAUGAAGUGUGUUGGAUCUUUCAGUACUGGCCUACUGCUGCUGGCAGCGUGCUAUGUCGCAAAUGGUGCUCAAUACCACGAAGUGCAGCCAUUAGCACGACGCGAUGCCGAGUCCGGUCAUGACACUCAUGCUGUCGUUCACGAUGCUUCUGGAGAAUACGCCCUGCGGUUUAAGAAAACGCAAUCUUGUGAAAACUCGCUACAGUAUUCUGGUUAUCUCGAUAACCUGAAAACGGACGAUCACUUGUUUUUCUGGUUUGUGGAAUCCCGUAGUUCUCCACAAACGGAUCCUAUGCUUCUAUGGCUCAACGGUGGUCCCGGAUGUUCCUCGGUCACUGGAGCAUGGAUGGAGAUAGGUCCAUGUCUUGUAACAGAAGCAGGAAAUGAUACAAUGCUAAAUCCUUACAGCUGGAACACCAUGUCCAAUGUCCUCUUUCUGGAUCAACCUGUCAACACUGGAUACAGUUACGGAUCUUCGAAUGUGAGCAGUUCGGUGGACGCAGCACGUUACAGUUACGCGUUCCUGCAGCUUUUCUUCCAAACGUUCAAGAAAUACGCUCAUUCUGAACUUUAUAUUGCUGGUGAAUCUUUUGGUGGCCAUUUUGUUCCUCCGCUGACAAUGAACAUUUUGGAAGGAAAUAAAGUCUUGCAGAAAGACCAGGUCCGUAUCAAUCUGGUGUCGAUAUUGAUUGGCAACGGCUGGACCAAUCCUCGCACCCAGUUCCAAGCCUAUCACACAUUUGCAUGCACCAAUGAUGGCCCAUUAAAACCUUUAUUUGAUCAAAAGACGUGCGACAAAAUGAAAAAGGAAGCCGAUCGAUGCAAAACGCUCAUGGAUGCUUGCUAUCGAACGAAUUCACUAUUAGCGUGUUUGCCAGCUGGCUUGUACUGUCAGACUACGCAAACCAAUAUGAUUGCGAAAGCCGGUGUGAAUAUGAAUCCUUAUGACAUCCGUAAAAAAUGUGAAGGAGACCCUUCUAUGUGUUAUCGCAUUUAUACCGCCAUCGAUUAUUGGGCCAAUCGUAAAGACGUGCGACAGGGUUUAGGCGUCGACACCCAGAUCCAGAAUUUCACCAGCUGCAACGCUAAAAUGCCGGAUGAAUUCGCCAUGCACGGUGACUCGACAAGGGAUUACUCACCUUUCGUGGCCAAGGCAUUGACGGAAGGUGUGCGUGUGCUCCUUUACUCAGGCGACGUUGACUGGACAUGCAACUGGUAUGGCACGAAAGCGUGGGCUCUGGAAUUAGAGUGGCCAGGAAAGCAAGAUUUCAAUCAAGCUCAAGACGAACAGUGGUUCAGUUGGACAAGCGGAGAAAUCGCAGGCGAGGUCCGCUCGCAUGGAAAUUUGACGUUCUUGAGAGUAUACGAUGCAGGCCACAUGGUGCCCAUGGAUCAGCCCGCUAACUCACUUGACUUUUUCAAUCGAUGGAUCAAUCAGAUGCCUCUAACAAAAUAAAACAUGACACUCACUCAACACCACAAGUGGACAAGAAAAAAGC
Molecule: messenger RNA, 1529 nt
Organism: Radiomyces spectabilis
Lineage: Eukaryota; Fungi; Mucoromycota; Mucoromycetes; Mucorales; Radiomycetaceae
Product: Alpha/Beta hydrolase protein
Exons: 10
Coding region: 32-1486 (484 amino acids)
Biological process (GO): proteolysis
Cellular component (GO): fungal-type vacuole
Molecular function (GO): serine-type carboxypeptidase activity
Source: RefSeq, a predicted model, not a curated record